GUUGAGAAAUGGUAAACUUGUGAAAUUAACCAAAGAGUGUGUGGGUGCUUUAACGGCAUGUGUUAUCUAAACUGAAUGAUAACGCUAUGCGUACAUUAUACAAUUUUAUAUAAGAAUAUCUGUGAUCAAGUGUAAACCUAAGAGAUCUUCAAAACCAUGAGAUUGUUUAUAAUUGGCAUAGUUUUGCUUACAUAUAUUUGGACUACUAGUUCCAAAGAAGAGACAGACUUCUACAAACUUUUAGAUGUAGGUAAAGAUGCAACAAGCAAAGAAAUCAGAAAAGCUUUUAAAGCUUUGGCUGUUAAAUUACAUCCAGACAAAAAUAAGGAUGACAAAGAUGCUGAGUCAAAAUUUAUUAAAAUUGUGAGAGCAUAUGAAGUACUCAAAGAUCCUGAUGCCAGAAAUCGAUAUGACAUGACUGGAGACACUGGUGAUAAUAAGAAACAGAACUAUCAUAGCUAUUCUUAUUAUCGAAAUCAAUUUGGCAUAUAUGAUGAUGAUCCCCUCAUUAUUACCCUUGGAAAGAGCGACUAUGAAAUGAACAUUUUGGACAAAAACCAAGCAUGGUUUGUGAACUUUUACUCUCCAAACUGUCAUCAUUGUCAUGAUCUGGCACCAACUUGGAGGAAACUGGCUGUUGAGCUUGAGGGGGUUGUAAGAAUUGCAGCAGUAAACUGUGAAGAUGAUUGGAUGUUAUGUCGACAUAUCUAUGUUGAAUCAUACCCAAGUCUCUUGUAUUAUGAAAAAGAGGCUACAUUAUAUGAUAGUGAAAAAUAUGUAGGUGACAGGACUUUGGAAGCAUUAAAGAAGUUUGUGUUAAACAAAGUUCCUGCUGUGCCAGAAGUGACUGAGUCAAAUUGGGAUGGAAACAAACAAUGGUUACUGUUCUUGUGCACAGAGGACAAUGUUAAUUGUCCAGAGAAAGAAACACAAAUCAAACUGAAGGCUAUUAUGGAUGGUUUGAUGUCAACAGGUAUUGUAAAAGAUGAAAAAUUGUGUGAUAAAAUUUAUGAAUCUCACAAAAUGAAUCCUGUUGUAUUCUGGCAAGUAAAGGAUGAUGGCACCUCAGAGGUACAUAGUAUAGAAGGAUCUGACAGUAAGGAAAUAUUAGACAAGAUUUUAAAUAUUCUUCCUAAUCCAGAAACAAUAGACGAAGAAAGAUUUAAGGAAAUAAGGUCUAAUCUUCGUCUAGAACAAGAGAAACCUUGGUUGCUAUGCUUUUAUCUGGGCCCUGCAACUGAACUUAACUUGCAACUGAAGCGUCUGCCAACUUCCGUUCCAAAUAUCAACAUAGGUUUGGUUCAUUGCGGAAAGAGUGCGGCUCUUUGCAGCAGUUUGCACAUCGCACGAUAUCCCACAUGGGGUGUUUUGAAAGUGGGCGGUGCUUUUGAACCGCAUCACGGACGAGACAUUCUACACGAGGUGGCUACGUUCGCGAGAGACAGCGUCCUUUCGACUAAUUUCCACGCGCUGUCGCCUGCCGAUUACAAGCGGCUGCUUAAAGAGGGGGGUGCUUGGUUCGUCGACUGGUAUGCACCUUGGUGUCCCCCCUGCAAACGCCUCAUGCCUGAGGUUCGCAGAGCCAGCCAGAAAUUCGAUGCUACACAAAUUCAAUUUGGCAGUGUAGAUUGCACCAUGCACAAAGAAUUGUGUCAAGAACAGGGUAUCAGAUCUUAUCCGACGACAAUGGUUGUCAACGGCACUAACACUUAUCAUUAUCAUGGAGCAAUGUCCGAGGCUGACAUUAGGAGCUUCAUUGAGGAUCUGUUGGAUCACACCGUCGUUACUCUAGACAGCAGUUCAUUUGCACAGUUGAUGCGCAAACCAGAAGAUGAAAUAUGGAUUGUCGAUUUUUACGCACCUUGGUGUAAUCCUUGCCAGAAGUUGGCACCUGAAUGGAGGAAACUUGCAAAAUAUAUGUCCCAGUUUCCGGAAGUAAAGGUUGCACAGGUGGAUUGCGUUGAAAACUCGGAUCUCUGUUCUGCCCAAAACGUCCACGCCUACCCCACCAUCCGUCUCUAUCCCUUGGGAAGCAAAGGGUUAAAUACCAUGGCCAUAUAUAAUGGAAAUCGUGAAUCAGUGUCCCUAAAACGCUGGCUUCUGAGUUUCUUGCCGUCUCCUGUUUUGCAAUUAAAUGCAGACCAGUUUCGCGAAAAGAUACUUGCCGAUAAAUCCCAUCUGAAACCGUGGCUCGUUGAUUUUUACGCACCCUGGUGCGGACACUGCGUACAUUUCGAUCCGGAGUACCGAACUGCAGCACUCAAACUCGAAGACGUUGUCCACUUGGCUAAGAUCGAUUGUGAAAAGGAGCGCUACUUUUGUGGGCAACAAUAUGUAACAGGUUAUCCAACUGUAUAUUUGUAUUAUUCGUCAACAGAUAGAGUAAGGGUAGAGAGCAGGACUGCUGAUCAGCUUGUUGAUGAAGUUAAGAAAUUAAUCGAAAGGCAUGACAACAGGAGAAGACAUGACGAACUGUGAUGUAUGUGCAAAUUACGUUCCUAAAAUUAUCACAAAUCGAAGUUGGCGUGAAAGUGAUACACUUAUAUACUUUUUGUAAUUAAAUGUUUAAUUUGAAACGACGUAAUGGUUUACUUCUAAUUUUAGACGUGUUUUCAAUAAGUAUUUGAAAUGAGAAAUUUAUUAUGCAUCCCAACUCUGAUUAAAAUAAGUAUUACAAUAACUAAUUAUUUUUUGAACGAUCAUUUUCAGACUCUAUUUUCAUUUUCAACUUUAAUGUUUAAAUACAAGUGUACACAGAAAAUAGGCGUCUUCUCAAAAAAUUUUGCUUUUAGGAUAUAUUCAAAGAACAUUGUUCUGUAUAGAAAUUAAAUUUAAAAAUUAUAAUAAUUUUAAAUGAAUUAAGUAGAAUCUCUUUGUUCUAGAUGCUUUUAUGUGUAUUGACAACAAAAUCACUGCCAUAUUUAUAAUUGUUGUUUGUGUAUGUACCUUCCAGAAAAUAAUAUAUAUAUAAUAAUAAAUAAUAUAUUUUGUAUUAACAUUAUUAUUAAAAUGUAAUAUAUACC
Aethina tumida (small hive beetle) is the source of this 3023-nucleotide messenger RNA. Its product is annotated as dnaJ homolog subfamily C member 10. Lineage: Eukaryota; Metazoa; Arthropoda; Insecta; Coleoptera; Nitidulidae. The transcript has 12 exons. The record is from RefSeq and is a predicted model, not a curated record. The coding region runs from base 157 to 2478 and encodes 773 amino acids.